CACCACACCGCCAAACCAACACGUGCGAGCGUACAGCACAAUAUUUUUUCAUCUUCUCGCUGCAAUUAUUGUUUAUUUCUUUAAUAAUUCUAUUAAAAUAAAAUAAUUUCAUUUAAAAAUGUCUCUUCGCGAAAAAAUCCUCAUGAAGAAAAUCAAAAAACGAGAAAAAAUGAAGAAAGAACUUGCUGUUAAAAAGGGACAAAUACAAAACGGUAACGAUGAGAAUGGAUUAGAAGAAGACUUCUCAGAAGCUCCACAAGUGAAAAAGGUUCCAAAAAAGAAGAAGAAACAAAUUGUUCAAGAAGUUACCCAGGAAAAUGAUUCCUCAGCAGAAGAAGAAGUCCAGGCACCAGUAGAAAAGAGCAAAAAGUCAUCAAAAGCAGAGCCUAUAAACAAGAAGAAAAAACUUGAAAAACCCACCGUUCAAGAAGAACCAGAAGAAGAAGAAUCUUCCGAUGAAAACGGUGAAGAGAAUGGAGAAAGCAACGGAAACAACGUCAGCACUCGUGACCCCGACGACUUGUCCUUUGCUUCUCUCAAAGGCCUGGUGUCUGAUGAAUCCCUUAAGGCAAUCGCCGAGAUGGGUUUCACUUCCAUGACGGAAAUUCAAGCCAAAUCCAUUCCACCAUUGUUGGAGGGACGUGAUUUAGUUGGUGCUGCCAAGACUGGAUCAGGAAAGACCCUAGCUUUUCUUAUACCUGCUGUGGAGCUAAUUUACAAGUUAAGGUUUAUGCCAAGAAAUGGCACAGGUGUCAUCAUCAUCUCACCAACCCGUGAAUUGUCUAUGCAGACAUUUGGAGUACUCAAAGAAUUGAUGGCUCAUCAUCAUCAUACCUAUGGGUUGGUAAUGGGAGGUUCCAAUCGUUCGGUCGAGAGUGAGAAGUUAGGAAAAGGUGUUAACAUUCUUGUGGCGACUCCUGGUCGGCUACUGGAUCACUUGCAGAAUUCUCCGGAUUUCCUUUACAAGAACCUGCAAUGCCUGAUUAUUGAUGAAGUCGAUCGAAUUCUUGAAAUUGGUUUCGAAGAGGAACUUAGGCAAAUUGUCAAUUUGCUUCCAAAACGCCGCCAAACAAUGUUAUUCUCUGCCACACAAACCGACAAAAUCGAUGCCCUUUCGAAAUUAGCCUUGAAAAAAGAACCAAUCUAUGUUGGGGUCGACGAUCAAGAGGAAACAGCUACAGUAAGUGGCUUGGAACAGGGCUACAUUGUGUGUCCAUCUGAAAAACGUCUAUUAGUGCUUUUUACGUUCCUGAAAAAGAAUCGCAAGAAGAAGGUUAUGGUAUUCUUUUCAUCGUGCAUGUCUGUUAAAUAUCAUCAUGAAUUAUUCAACUAUAUUGAUCUUCCAGUCACAUCGAUUCAUGGAAAACAAAAACAAACCAAGCGAACAACAACUUUCUUUGGGUUCUGCAAUGCUGAAUCGGGUAUCUUGUUGUGUACAGAUGUAGCAGCUCGUGGUUUGGAUAUUCCUGCAGUUGAUUGGAUUGUUCAAUAUGAUCCUCCAGAUGAUCCAAAGGAAUACAUCCAUCGUGUUGGCCGAACGGCUCGUGGACAAGGUAGUUCAGGACAUGCAUUGCUUAUUUUAAGACCCGAAGAAUUGGGAUUCUUGAGAUAUUUGAAAAUGGCUAAAGUGCCAUUGAAUGAGUUCGAGUUUUCAUGGAAUAAAAUUGCUGAUAUUCAAUUGCAGUUGGAGAAACUAAUUUCGAAGAAUUACUUCCUCAAUCAAUCGGCCAAGGAGGCAUUCAAGGGAUACGUUCGGGCAUAUGAUUCGCAUCAAUUGAAAACAAUAUUCGAUGUGAACACUCUGGACUUACAAACGGUGGCGAAAAGUUUUGGAUUCCUAGUGCCGCCAGUGGUUGAUUUGAAGAUUGGUUUUAGAAGAAAACGUCCCGAGAAACGUGUAGGUGGAGGUGGUUAUGGCUACUACAGAGAAUUGAACGAAGAGAAAUCCAGCCAAAAGGUCUACAAACAAGUGACACGCGAACAAUUGAAGAAGAAGAAAUUUACAAGAUGAAAAUUUUAUCACUCGAUAUCAAAUUAUGUUCAAUUUGUAAAGAUUUUUUUUUUAAUUUGAAUUAGUUAAGAUUUAAUGAAAAUUUGUAUUUUGUUAAUUUUCAAGUUUGAUAACAAUUAAAAUAUAGAAGGUAUACUAUAGAAAAGUGUACACAUGUA
Molecule: messenger RNA, 2169 nt
Organism: Eupeodes corollae
Lineage: Eukaryota; Metazoa; Arthropoda; Insecta; Diptera; Syrphidae
Gene: pit
Product: probable ATP-dependent RNA helicase pitchoune
Exons: 7
Coding region: 119-2011 (630 amino acids)
Biological process (GO): maturation of LSU-rRNA from tricistronic rRNA transcript (SSU-rRNA, 5.8S rRNA, LSU-rRNA)
Cellular component (GO): nucleolus
Molecular function (GO): nucleic acid binding; ATP binding; RNA helicase activity
Source: RefSeq, a predicted model, not a curated record